Ictalurus furcatus (blue catfish) is the source of this 2365-nucleotide messenger RNA. RefSeq names its product chromosome 11 C1orf159 homolog (gene c11h1orf159). The coding region runs from base 644 to 1222 and encodes 192 amino acids. The transcript is spliced from 8 exons. NCBI's taxonomy places the organism in Eukaryota, Metazoa, Chordata, Actinopteri, Siluriformes, Ictaluridae. The record is from RefSeq and is a predicted model, not a curated record.
UUUUAUGAUUGGAACUGCAGUGCACAUUUCUGAUAUUUGUCAUGUUUGAUGUUCUACUAUAGCUAUUCAUAUAUAAAACGAAAUAUAACCAAACAACAACAACAACAACAAAAAACUGAAGUACUCUACACGUAGAUAACAAUCAACUUUUAUUUUGGCAAAUGACCUGAUAAACAGGAAGUGCGCUGGUGUAGAAACGCGUUGUACAAGCUGUGAUGCUUGAGUAGGUAAGUUCAGGUUUGUUUUUAUCCACUGUUAUAAAAUGAUAAAUGUCUGUCUCUGUUUUAUGUAUUUUUUGACAGGAAAUUAUACGGUCUUCGAGAUUCAAAACACUCGGCAAAGUAAUAUUAGCCACCUAGCCAUACUGAUAUGAGAUGGUAGAGUAUGUACUAGCUAAAUGCUAAAGUUAUCCUUCACUAUGUAUGUCUUGGUGGUUUAGUGGGUGAAAGGAUUUACUGUGGAAAUAAGCGUAAUUCAUCAUGUUAAUCAUUCAGACAGGUGUGAUGCUGAAUGUGACUUGUUCAUUGGACUUAAAGCUCAUCUAAUGUACUAGACGUCAUGGGGAGCGAUAUACUGUACAUAUGAUCUUAAAUCAGCACUGAUUCGAACCAAUAUUAAUCUAACCCACAGGACUAGUUUCAUAAUGAUUAGAGUCUGCUACAUCAUCUGGGUUGCACUUUUUGCGUUAGAAAUUCCACGAAUCCAGGCUUUACUAGGAAACCUAGAUGAUUGCUGUAAAAGAACACAGAAAAUGAAUGAAACCUGCAUAAACAGCACACAUUGUGGGUGUCUCCACGUUCUGGAGAACAGCACUGUUCAGUGUGUGCAGUGUGACUCUUUAACUUCAGAUCUGGAGAACUUGACACUGUGCAACACCACUGUCGACCGCACCUCAAUAUCCACAAUAGUCAAGAUAGGUGGUCCGGGUGUAGCAGCCUCUGUCCUUUUGGGCACUUUGCUGAUCAGUCUCUUCCUCAUUCUCUCUGUCGCCUCGUUCUUCUACCUCAAACGUUCUAACCAUCUCCCCGGUGUCUUCUACAGACGCAAAGCUUUCAUAUUUCAACCAACUGAAACGGCUGUAAUGAUGCCUGCUGUGUCAUCCUCAGUGCGCAAACCGAGAUACGUCAGGAGAGAACGGCCUUCAUCAGCCGCAGCAGUUGGCAGCAGUGCCACCAUGCCAGUGGGACACAUAACAAAGGUGUAUAAUGUAACCAUCCAGUAGAGAUAAGCUACAGAGAGGAAGAGGCAACACCAUUUAUGAGUAGUAAUGUUUACGUCAUCUAUUCUCCUUUUUUUUUUCUUUUUUUUUUAAACUUUAGUGGGCUAAAGUGGUCUUUUUUAUGUAGCCUCUUUGUACACAGAUUCUCAUGUUUCCUUGUUUGCACAGAAAAACACUUUUUUCCCUUCCAAUUCCUAUUUCUUUUCUUAAAAGACUAGAAUGCAUUGUGGAGAAUAUUUUAUUUUUAAGAUCCUACUUCUAGUUAUUUUCUUAAAAUUUGUAAGUUAAAUAUUUAUUAUCAGUAUGUAUGUGUCAUACCUUUUGGCCUUGAGUCUGAAAGAGUUCCUUAAAAAGACAUAAUAUUUGCACAUUAGCUGUUUUCCCUAUUUCUGGGCCAAAUAGCAGCCAUCAUCUUUUUUAGAGUGUUUGACCACCUUCUUUUAGAAUAAACAGAUUAGAUGUAUUGUUGGGGGGGAAAAAAUAAGUUGAGUCAUUUAGGGGCUUAAGUUUUGCAGUUCAAUGUCAGCCUGAGGAUGAUGCCUAAAGUAUUCAGAAAACUUGCCAAAUUGUGUAAAUUUUAUACCCUUGUAUGAAGGAUUGUAUGCACACCUUUCCAUAUAAUUGCCAUGGGCUGUUUUGGGGUUCUUUAAAGCACCAACUAAUAACAUAAGGGCACUCAUAGUUUACUUAUGAUCCCCUCUGUUAAAGCACUAGAUUUUAGCCAAAUAACGAGCUUAGGGUCAAAAAACAAAACAAAUUUUCAUUGCACUAUUAUAUAAAAGAACAUUUACCUUCUCUGUUGGAUCAAAAAAAGAAUAGCGAAUCACUAAUGCUUGUAUUCGUCAUGUUAAUUUGCCACAGAAACACAGUGAAAGAUUUUGAAUGUUUGUGGUGCUGUUUAUUGAUUGUACCAAUGAAGUGCCAAAAAGAGGCAGUAUACACUGUGUUGUCAUGGGUAAGGCCUUAAAAUGUGAACUGUUGAAUUUUGGAGAUAUCUAUUGGUAGUAUUAUGAAUAUUUAUACAGUAGAUCACAGCAUCCAAGCAGUCUUGUCUGUAUUUGCUUUUAUCCCUUUUUCUAAUUUAAGUUUUAUAUCUUCUAGUUGUGGUUUUCUUUACGAUUUGAUAGCAGUCGGUUUUGAUGUCUA